AUGGCAGGUGUGAAUGCUUAUCAUUUUGAUCAAGAUGAAUCAAGAAAAGAACUCGCACGUAUGAUCAUCUUGCAUGAGUAUCCCCUUUCUAUAGUUGAUCACAUUGGCUUUAGAAGAUAUUCAACUUCUCUUCAACCAUUGUUCAAGAUGGUUUGUAGGAACACAAUCAAGAAGGACAUUACGAGCAUCUAUGAUCAUGAAAGGGAGAAAUCAAUACAUGAAAUAGAAAAGAAUCGGAGUAGAAUUGCUAUUACCACUGAUAUGUGGAAUUCACAAAACAAAAAGCGAGGGUUUAUGGUUGUAACAGCACACUUCAUUGAUGAUUUCUGGAGAUUACAAAGCCGAGUUAUGAGGUUUAUUUAUGUGCCAUCUCCACAUACAAAAGAAGUGCUUUCUGAUGUCCUUUUACAAACCUUGUUGGAAUGGAGCAUUGAUAGGAAGUUAUCUACUAUGACAGUGGACAAUUGUAGUACCAAUGAUGUAGUUAUAAAUAUUAUACUAGACAAGCUUCAACGUAGUACCCUUGUUAUGCGUGGAUCAAUGUUGCAUAUGCGUUGUGCAGCACAUGUUCUUAAUUUGAUUGUUCAGGAUGGUUUGAAUGUUAUUGGAUCAUGCAUUGAGAAGGUUCGUGAGAGUGUGGGAUUUUUGACUGGAUCAACAAAAAGAAGGCAACGAUUUACAGAUACGGCUCGACAAUUACAUGUUGAAUGUACCAAAGAACUAGCCCUUGAUUGUAAGACUCGCUGGAACUCUACCUAUCUUAUGCUUUCUACUGCUAUAGAGUAUCGAGAUGUCUUUUUUCGAUUGAGCCAAAGGGAGUCAUCUUAUAAGUGUAUUCCAAAAGAGGAAGAAUGGGAGAUGACAAGUAGUAUAUGUGAGAGAUUGGCAUUGUUUUACAAGGUUACAGAGCUAUUCUCAGAAAAAUUUGACUGUUAUUGGAAUGUGAUUCACGGUGUUAUGGCUGUGGCAACCAUUUUAGACCCAAGACAUAAGAUUGAAUUGUUGGAAUAUUAUUUUCCUCUUAUUUAUGGUGAUGAAGCUGAAAAUGAAAUUCAAAGAGUUAGAGAUACUUGCUAUGAAAUGAUUCGUGACUAUACUUCUGGGAGAAUGGGUAGGGAAGGCCUUUCAUCUGUUGUAGAUGGAAUUGAAGCUAAUACAUUCCAAAACAUCCUUGAUGAUUCUGAUGAUGAAGAAGAAAGUGGUGUCACUACAUUGGGAGAAAGCGAAACUUAUUCUUAA
Quercus lobata is the source of this 1239-nucleotide messenger RNA. RefSeq names its product zinc finger BED domain-containing protein RICESLEEPER 2-like. The record is from RefSeq and is a predicted model, not a curated record. NCBI's taxonomy places the organism in Eukaryota, Viridiplantae, Streptophyta, Magnoliopsida, Fagales, Fagaceae. Bases 1 to 1239 code for a protein of 412 amino acids. The transcript has 4 exons. Gene Ontology annotation, molecular function: DNA binding.